UAGGUACUUGAACCAUGGUCUCAGGAAUUGCAUCAUCUCUCGCCGGAGCAUUGUUUGCUCCAGUGUCUCACUACGCUGUGGACAAGCUGGUCGACGGUGUAAUUCAUCAUCUCUCCAAAGACAUACCAUCAUCAUCAUCAUCAUCAUCAAACCUUGAGAAUAAUAAUCAACAGGUGUUGUGUGCUUUGGUGAAAGAACUGCAAGAUGUGAGUCAGAAAAUCAAGGCAACUCUUCGUGUGGCCAAGUUAUUGCACAAGCAAGAUGAGAGUGUGCUCUAUUUCUACAAACAACUCAAAGAUGUACUUUAUGAAGCAGAGGACCUUGCUGAUGAUUUUGAGUAUCACAAACUGGAAGGACAAGUGGAGAAGAUGAAUAAUGAUUAUGAAGCUACUGCCUCAAGUAACCAGUCUAUAGCCAAAAAGCCUAGGAUUUCACCUACAAAGCCAUUGGAGUUGCAAGAUGACAUCAUGAUUUCAAAAAUAAGAGAGGUUAUUGGGAAAUUAAAUUGCAUUAAUGAUGAUCUCGGUUCUGUUAUUAGCAUGGCAAGGAUUUCUAUGGAGUUGGGAAAGAAAGAUGAUAAUAACCUUGGGGUGGUGCUGCAACAUUCAAAUCAAAAUCCAAGAGUGACUACAUCUUCUGUUAAUGUGAGUAAAAUUUGUGGCCGAGAUAGAGAACUAAAGAUACUAAAAAAAUUACUUAAAGAACCAGAUGCCAGUGGUGAUUGCAAUGUGAAUGUCAUCCCAAUAGUUGGAAUGGGUGGAAUUGGCAAGACAACUUUGAUUCAACACGCAUUCAAUGAUGAACAAGUUGCAAGCUUUUUUGAUGAAAAGGUAUGGAUUUGUGUGUCAGAUGAUUUUGAUAGGUCAAAGAUUCUUCAAGAGAUGGUGAGCUCUCUUACUGUUUCUAAAUCUGAAAAAUUCAUUCACGACAGAAAUUUGGACCUUUUAGAAGGUGAACUCAAAAGAAAUUUACAAGGGAAAAGUUUGUUGCUAGUGUUGGAUGAUGUGUGGUCUUCAGAAUGGGAAAAACUCCUCAUCCCUCUGCAAUCUUCUCAAGUGAGGUUGGCGAAAACUGUAGUAACAACUAGAGAAUCAAAAGUACUGAGAAAGCAAGAUGAAAAAAAUAAAAUUGUUCUGAAAGGCAUAGAGGAUCAUGACUACUGGGAAUUCUUUGUAAGUUGUGCAUUUGGUGGUACAAAGGCUAAUGAACAUCCAAGCUUGCAAAUCACAGGUAAGAAGAUAGUGAAGAAAUUGAAGGGAUCACCUCUGGCAGUAAAGACAAUAGGCAGAUUAUUAGAACAUAACAUGAGCAAUAAGCAUUGGAUGGAUGUGUUAAAGAGCAACUUAUGGGAAUCGGGAACUAAUGCAGAUGAUAUUAUGCCAGCGUUGGCACUAAGUCACUACACCAAUUCUCAGUUUUAGAAGCACUUUUAUAUAGGUGGUUAUUAAAAACCGGCUCCAUACUGUGUUAUAAUUGUUUUUUUAUAUAAAUUACAGCCGGUUUUCAAAAACCCCCACAAAAACAACU
Molecule: messenger RNA, 1527 nt
Organism: Dioscorea cayenensis subsp. rotundata (Guinea yam)
Lineage: Eukaryota; Viridiplantae; Streptophyta; Magnoliopsida; Dioscoreales; Dioscoreaceae
Product: putative disease resistance protein RGA4
Exons: 2
Coding region: 15-1421 (468 amino acids)
Biological process (GO): defense response to other organism
Molecular function (GO): ADP binding
Source: RefSeq, a predicted model, not a curated record